AUGGCACGAGAGUUUGGUAAGGUACAGCCUCAGAACUCCUCCCGCAACAUCAUCAGCAAUCAAAGCAGCAGUAGAAGCAGCAGUAACAGUAGCCUCGAUAGCAAUCACGCAGAGAAAAUGCGCACACCACUGCUGGACGAAAAAUGGACAUCCAUUCUAUACACCUUGGUCGCCGCUCUCACCUACGUCACGGCUGGCACAAUGGUGGGCUGGAGCAGUGGAACCUUCCGUCGCUCCGUCUCAUCUUCUUCGGAACACGUUCCGCUACCAUUGCUAGACAACUGGAGCAUCUCGCUAGCCGCCACACCAGCCAUCGUUAUCACCGUGACGGCCUGCGUUGUCCAUCGCUGUUACCGCUGGAUCGGCACGAAAGCCUUCCUGCUAACGGCGUCCCUGUUGGCGAUCGGGUCGAGCGCGCUGGAGGCAUACGGUUUUACCUACUGGAGUGCUAGUGCGGCCCGCAUCCUGGCCGGGAUAUCUGCAGGCAUUGCGUUCACGCUCGUACCGUCGUACGUCGACGAGUUCGGUGGUGCGACUCGUCUUAAUACGCAGAACCGACCUCCACUGGAUGAGAUUCUGGCGGCUGCCCUACCGUUGGGUGUUUUACUUCGCUUCGCUGCUGAGCUACUCCCACAGCCGGCGGAUCCGCUGUGGAACGCCCUUCGUUGGGGUGCACUGCCCGGACUCGCCUUCGUGGGAUUGCUGUUCCUGCCCGAAUCUGCACGGUUCCUCUGUGUGACUGGACGUGUGUCGCAGGCCGCUGCCAUCUUGCAACGCACCCAUGAGCCCACCGUACACCCCGGUCUGCAGGAAUGUUUCGCACGCUGGCAGCAACCCGGCCCGGGACUGCUCGAAUCGAUAAAGCAUCAGACGAACCUCACAUUGCUGCUGCCACUGCUCGCACUGUUCGCAUUCCAAGCGUUCGUCGGUGCACUGCCGAUGCUGUUCUAUCUGACGGAUCUGCUCGAACUAGCCGGCCAGCAGCAGUCACCGGAACAGGUGUCCGCCAUGGUGGUAGCUAUCUUCACCGCAACAGCAGCGCUCAGUCACUACCUCAACCGCAGUCAGCUUCAACAGCGUCCGUUGCUGGUGCUCAGCGCGCUGUUGAUCGCAGCGGGGUCACUCGCCCUAGGUUGGCACUGCCACGAGCGACGCACACGCAACCUCGAUCUGACCGAGACGAGCACCGAGUGGCCACUGUACUGUUUUGCGCUCAUCUACGCAGCAUACGCGUUCGGGUUCCACCGAUUGCCCGGGACGUUGCUCGCAGCGGAGGCGACGGAUGAGAAUCUGUUCGCUUUGCGAACUCUCGCUACCGCCAUCUGCUGGGGUUCGGUGUAUCUCGCCGUGCGGCUUCUUCCCGUCCUGCUGAGCACGAUCGGGCUUGGCUGGGUGCUCUGGAACAUAGCGCUGAUCGCCCUGUCGGCCGCCGGUCUGGUACUGCUCUGUCUGCCCGGUCAGGAUGACUACGCACACAAGGCGUUGCCAGGUAUUGGCACGAGCUCGAUGACUUCCUCGGUAUGCUCCUCCGGUUCGGACUCACCCGCCGCAUCCAGCUGUUGGCCAUGCUCCACCACAACCUCACCCCCGGAUACAAACGUGCCGGAGAUGUUCAAGCACAGCGAGAACCACACGGAUCAGGUAGUUACAGGACCGGAACUGGUUUGA
Messenger RNA from Anopheles marshallii, 1668 nucleotides. Its product is annotated as glucose transport protein-like. Gene Ontology annotation, cellular component: membrane. Bases 1 to 1668 code for a protein of 555 amino acids. Gene Ontology annotation, biological process: transmembrane transport. Gene Ontology annotation, molecular function: transmembrane transporter activity. The transcript is spliced from 3 exons. The record is from RefSeq and is a predicted model, not a curated record. NCBI's taxonomy places the organism in Eukaryota, Metazoa, Arthropoda, Insecta, Diptera, Culicidae.